UCAGGGGCAGCUCCAGAGAGCACAGGUGCAGCCGGUGGCUACCCGAACCCAGCUCCAGCAUGAGCUCCUUCGAUCUCCCGGCGCCCUCGCCACCUCGAUGCAGCCCCCAGUUCCCCAGCAUCGGCCAGGAGCCCCCCGAGAUGAACCUUUACUAUGAGAACUUCUUCCACCCUCAGGGCAUGCCCAGUCCUCAGCGCCCCACAUCCUUCGAAGGUGGUGGCGAGUACGGGGCCACCCCCAACCCUUACCUCUGGCUCAAUGGGCCAGCCAUGACCCCACCACCCUAUCUGCCUGGUACUAACGCCAGCCCCUUCCUACCCCAGGCCUAUGGCAUGCAGAGGCAGCUACUGCCCAGCGACCUGGGCUGGCUACCCAUCCCCUCUCAGGAGGAGCUCAUGAAGCUGGUCCGUCCACCAUAUUCCUACUCAGCCCUCAUUGCCAUGGCAAUCCACGGUGCGCCCGACCAGCGCCUCACACUGAGCCAGAUCUACCAGUAUGUGGCCGACAACUUCCCCUUUUACAACAAGAGCAAGGCUGGCUGGCAGAACUCCAUUCGCCACAACCUGUCACUCAACGACUGCUUCAAGAAGGUGCCCCGAGAUGAGGACGACCCAGGCAAGGGGAAUUACUGGACUCUGGACCCCAACUGUGAGAAGAUGUUUGACAACGGAAACUUCCGCAGGAAGAGGAAGAGAAAAUCAGAUGCAUCCUCCAGCACCGGCUCCUUGGCUUCAGAGAAAACGGAGAACAGUCUCCUGGCCAGCAGCCCCAAGCCCACAGAGCCUCAGGAGGUCUUAGACACUGCCUCACCGGACACUACCACCAGCUCCCCAGAGAAGCGGUCUUCCCCUGCCCCCUCGGGCACCCCAUGUCUCAACAACUUCCUUUCUACUAUGACAGCCUAUGUGAGUGGGACAAAUCCCAUUAGCCGCUCAGUAGCCACGCCUGGACUGAGCCCGGAGCCUAUUGACAAGAUGACGCAGAACUCACUGAAUUUCAACUCCUACACCCCCCUUACCAACCUCAGUAGCCAUGGGAAUGGGGGUGAAUGGGCCAACCCAGUACCCACCAAUGCUCUGGGCUAUGGAGGCUCUGUCUUCAACCAGUUCAGUCCACAUUUCUACAAUAGCAUUAACACCAACAGUGUCCUCUUCCCCAGGGAAGGCACUGAAGUCUAGAGAUAGAACAGCUUCUCGUCCACAGAGUUGUCUGGGGGAAAAGCAAUGGUGGUCCUUCAGACCAGAUCCUUUACUACCCCAAGAUCUGAAACAUUUGAACUUCCCAGAUAGCACCACAGGAAGCUUGGAAGAAUCUGUGUUCUUUCCAAACACCGUUUAAGCCUUCUGGCUCUCUAUCACAUGUGAACCUACACAGAUUUGAUAGCUACAGUGGGCGAGCCAGGAUCGACUUGCCAUUAAUAAUGUGGCCAUUUGUUGAGUACUUAACUAUGUGCUGGUUCCUGUCUUGGGCUUUUUAGUGACAUGGUCACACUAUGUACCCUCCUCCUUUGAGGUUCAUAUGAACCUCUCCAGUUGACAGAUCAUAAAACAAAGGCCCAGGAAAGUUGUCAGCUUUUCCAGGGUCAUGAAAAUGACAGAGAAAGACCUUGAAACAGGCUGGGUGACCCCCGUAGUCUGGUAAAAGGGAGCAGGGAUGGACAAACUGGAUGUGUGUCGCAUAAAAAGCUGGUUAUGGCAAAUACGUGCACACGUCCCACUGGCUUCUAGUGACCUCCUCAGAAUUCAGCACUAAUUUGGCCAUGACAUGUUCCCACCUGUCCUUUUCCUUCUUGCCCCAGCUUUACCUACAGACAUUCCUUUACCUACCACUCAGUGGGGGAAGCUAACAGCAGGAUGCCCAGCCCAAGUACCCCUGUAGGACACAGUACCUCUAGUAGGUGCAAUCCAGGGUAUCACUUCACUAACCUUCCACACAAUUUGAGCAGAGCCAGAGGUCAGUGAGAAAAGUGGUAUGUACCCCUGAACCCCUACCCCAGCACUGCCCACCCACAAAAUCUCGUAAACACCAGCUUCCUGUGUGUAUGUGUCAUGGACCAGUGAGUAAGAUGUGACUCAGGCUUCCAAGAGAAGCGAGGGCAAGUAAGCAGAAUAAGCAUGUCCUUAUUUUUAUAGCCCUGGAGAGGUGGAUACUUGUCUGAGAGAACAAUGGCCGGGUGGGAGGGAUCCUUUGCCUGCCCUCUGAGGGCAGAGCGGCUGUGAGCCCAGCUUCUGGCACUGCUCUUUCCUCCUUUUGUGAGUUACCUUAUAUGGCUGUGAGGUCUUCUCGAAGCACACCCUGAGAAGUGUUGUUCGGUUUCCUUAUUUUCUUUUUAAUUAAAAAAGAAAAGAAAAGAAAG
Messenger RNA from Grammomys surdaster, 2356 nucleotides. RefSeq names its product forkhead box I1 (gene Foxi1). The transcript is spliced from 2 exons. The record is from RefSeq and is a predicted model, not a curated record. Lineage: Eukaryota; Metazoa; Chordata; Mammalia; Rodentia; Muridae. Gene Ontology annotation, biological process: anatomical structure morphogenesis; regulation of transcription by RNA polymerase II; cell differentiation. The coding region runs from base 60 to 1178 and encodes 372 amino acids. Gene Ontology annotation, molecular function: DNA-binding transcription factor activity, RNA polymerase II-specific; RNA polymerase II cis-regulatory region sequence-specific DNA binding.